AUGCCCAUCACAUCCCUCUCGGACCCAAAACAAGAAGGAAGACACAUUCCUCCAGGUUCCAAUCAGAUCUUGGCAGCGCCGGCGUGGGACGGCAUUACCAACGGGUCGACGGGAGCAGAGUUGGGCCCGAAUGCGCCGCGCCAGAUAAUUCCAGACGCUCCAGACUCCCUCGUCUUGCUCAGCUGUUUCUUUCUGCGUCGCACCGCCAGCCGUGAUCAGCCCCGAAUCGCGACCAACUUCGACCUGCGCUUCAUUCUCCAAACUUUCUACGAACUGCAAGACGAAACUCGCAAAAUCGCAACCAUGGCCGGAGCUUCAGCAAUCACCUCUACUGGGGAACCUGUCCCUUUACCCACUCAACCCAUCCCAAGCUCAAACGAUGCGACCCCGCGCGCGGAUGGAGAUGAGAAGAAGACCAAGAAGCGCGGUCUCUUUGGGUUCGGCAAGAAAAAAGUAGAAGACGUCAUCAAAUCGACCUCCAAAACAGUCGCAUCACCGUCUACUAAUGAAACAACCUCCUCGCCAACAAGACGAACUGCUGCCUCUCCUAUCCGCACAGAACACACCCAUUACACCCCGUCCUCUCCCAGCCGACCCUUCGCCUCUUCUCCACGUCUUGCGUCCCCAGCGGGCAGCCAGAUCUUUGAGCGCAACGUCCAAGAGUCCGCCGUCGCGCUCCCAACCUCCCCUGCGAUCCCCUCCCAUAUUCAGACCGAGAACUACAUCCCGCCCGUCCUUGACGCCUCCUCCGAAGCCAUCACAGACACCCACCUUAACCCAGAUAGUGUCGAGAUCAUCACACACGCCUCCCAUCAGCCCGCCGCUGUAACCGUCACCGGCGGCGGCGGCGGCUACAACGAGCCCACAUGGGUUGACGAGCUCGCGGCCUUCUCCCUUGACCGAGGCAACAGCCCCACCAACCCCGACAGCGCAAGCAACUACGGCAGUCUUGACACGACUGACGUCCGCAGGCUGUCAUUCAUCUCGUUUGCGGAUGUAGUACAAGCCGAGCAGCAGUCUUUUGGCGGAGUAGCCGGCAGCAGGGAGAGCAUGCACAUCCCCGGACUGACCUCGUUAACCUCGCUCAACAACAAUGCCAACCGGUCGCCUUCCCCAAUCAGGUCGCCGGUGUCGUCAUCAGCGGGUGAUCCGGGCAGUAAGAGUGGAAGUGUGAAGGGGUUAGAGCUCAGCCCGGCGAGGAAGCCGCUCGGUAGCCCGACGAGUUUGAUGGGACAUAGCAUCCCGCCUUUGGGGUUGAGUGCGGCGGGGGGGCCGACCGUGAGCGGGGAGUUGAGUAUUGAGACGAUGAGCCAGGCGUUGAGGAGGACAGGGAGUGGGGAUUUGAGGGGGGGGUUGAUGGUGGGGGCUAGUUUGCCGCAAAGUCCGGUUUAA
This is a messenger RNA of Podospora pseudocomata, 1392 nucleotides long. RefSeq lists its product as uncharacterized. The transcript is spliced from 3 exons. Lineage: Eukaryota; Fungi; Ascomycota; Sordariomycetes; Sordariales; Podosporaceae. The record is from RefSeq and is a predicted model, not a curated record. The coding region runs from base 1 to 1392 and encodes 463 amino acids.